AUGAAUAAACCACUCGUCCUUGCCAUCUUCAUCUCCCAUGCACAAAUGUGGCCUCAGGUGGAGCUCUUUAAGCCUACGAAUAGAAGUGGCCUUGGCUUCAGCAUAGUCGACGGAAAAGAUGUCGUGGAGACUCAGAUACUGACUGGCAUCUACGUGAAUCGGGUGGUGCCAGGAGGUGUUGCUGACAUGAGUGGACAAAUCCUACCGGGCGAUCAAGUGGUACAGGCAAGUGUGAUUGGCCCAUUCUCUUAG
Messenger RNA from Protopolystoma xenopodis, 252 nucleotides. Lineage: Eukaryota; Metazoa; Platyhelminthes; Monogenea; Polystomatidea; Polystomatidae. The record is from the annotation of a GenBank genome assembly.